Messenger RNA from Geosmithia morbida, 5952 nucleotides. Its product is annotated as antiviral helicase SLH1. The transcript has 2 exons. Bases 1 to 5952 code for a protein of 1983 amino acids. Lineage: Eukaryota; Fungi; Ascomycota; Sordariomycetes; Hypocreales; Bionectriaceae. Gene Ontology annotation, molecular function: ATP binding; nucleic acid binding; ATP hydrolysis activity. The record is from RefSeq and is a predicted model, not a curated record.
AUGGCUUCCAGUAAUCUCACCGCUGCCGAGUCGCAAUGGCGAGAGCAAUAUGCCGCCAUGCGAGCGGCCCUCGCUGACCUCAAACUCCCACCUCAAGACGGCACGAUUGAUUCUGAUCUGGACGCCUCUGAUUUCGGGAGCUACUCCUCUGGCGCCGGAGGACAGGAUGUGUGGGAUUUCAUCAGCGACGAGGAUGACGACGAGGAGGACAGCAGCGACUUUGUCGAGGAAGGUUAUGGCACCAGCGAUAAUGUCGCCACUAGAGGACACGGAGCUGAAUGGUUCAUGACGAGGUGCUCAGAGAUCUCUGCCAAGAACGGCCUCUCUGCCGAUGUGUUUCAGAGCCAGAUCUCAGCCGUCCUGUCAUCGGGUGCGUCCGAGGACGAGCUGCAGAUCCAGCUGACGGACCUGGUGGGUUUCGACGACCUCGACUUCAUCAUCGAGGUGCUGGGCCACAAGGACGACAUCCUCUCCUCGCUGGCUGCCCAGGGCGACCUGGAGGGUGGCGGCGGCUCAGUGUCAGGCUCGGGUGGACGCAACCUGAUGACGAGAUCUCAGCGUGAAGAUGCCCUGAGGCGACGGGACCACGAGCACAAGUCGGCCGCCCUCGGCCCCAGCCAGACGCGCGAGGUCCAGUAUCCUCACGUCUACAAGGCUUACCAUGCCGGGAACACAAUCAGCCAUUCUGGGAAGAAAUAUGGCCUGCCUGCUGGGAGUGAGAGGAAGCAGCAUGACAAGUACGAGGAGUACUCUGUCCCGGCCGGCCGCAAGGGAACCUUGGCUCCCGGUCAGAAGCUGGUGGAUAUUGCCGAUCUGGAUGGGCUGUGCCGUAACACAUUCAAGGGGUACAAGUCUCUCAACCGCAUGCAGAGCCUCGUGUAUCCCGUUGCCUACAAGACGAGCGAGAAUAUGCUCAUCUGUGCUCCAACUGGUGCUGGUAAAACGGAUGCUGCCAUGCUUACGAUUUUACAAACCGUCGCACACAAUGUUGUGCCGAAUCCUCUGGAGCACCCCGAAGCCACCGAGUAUGCUGUCAACAUAGACGACUUCAAGAUUGUCUACGUCGCACCCAUGAAGGCCCUCGCUGCCGAAAUCACCGAGAAGCUUGGAAAACGACUGGCCUGGCUCGGUAUCAAGGCCCGUGAGUACACCGGUGAUAUGCAGCUGACCAAGUCGGAGAUUAUCCAGACCCAGAUCAUCGUCACGACACCCGAGAAGUGGGACGUCGUGACGAGAAAGGGCACCGGCGACACGGAGCUUGUGCAGAAAGUCAGGCUUCUCAUCAUUGAUGAGGUUCACAUGCUGCACGACGAACGAGGAGCCGUGCUCGAAUCCCUGGUCGCGAGAACCGAGAGGCAGGUUGAGAGCACGCAGUCCCUCAUCCGAAUCGUUGGACUGAGUGCCACCCUGCCCAACUAUGUCGAUGUCGCAGACUUCCUCAAAGUCAACAAGUAUGCCGGGCUGUUCUACUUUGACUCGUCCUUUAGGCCCGUGCCCCUGGAGCAGCACUUUAUCGGCGUCAAGGGAAAGCCCGGAAAGAAGGAAUCCAAGGACAACCUGGACAACGUUGCGUUUGAGAAGGUCAAGGAGAUGCUCCAGAGAGACCACCAGGUCAUGGUGUUCGUGCAUUCGCGAAGGGACACCAUGCUCACCGCCAAGAUGCUCCAUGCUAAGGCCAUGGAGGAUGCCUGUACUGACCUGUUCGACCCCUUCGGACACCCCGGCUACGAGCAAGCUGUCCGGGACAUGAAGACAUCGAGGUCCAAGGAGAUACGAGAGCUUCUGCAAAAGGGUCUGGGUAUCCACCAUGCGGGCAUGGCCAGGGCCGACAGAAACCUCAUGGAACGCCUGUUCGCGGAAGGUGUGACGAGGGUUCUCUGCUGUACCGCCACGCUGGCCUGGGGUGUCAAUCUGCCCGCUGCCGCCGUCGUCAUCAAGGGAACGCAGGUCUACAGCGCUCAGGAGGGUAAGUUUGUCGACCUCGGCAUCCUCGACGUACUGCAGAUCUUCGGUCGUGCGGGCCGACCCCAGUUCGAGGACGUCGGUAUCGGCAUGAUCUGCACCACCCAGGACAAGCUCACGCACUACCUCACGGCUAUCACGGAGCAGCAGCCUAUCGAGUCAAAGUUCUCUACUAAGCUGGUGGAUAACCUCAACGCUGAGAUUGCACUGGGCACUGUCACGUCUAUAGCCGAUGCCGUCACCUGGAUAGGCUACUCCUACCUCUUUGUGCGCAUGAAGAAGAGCCCUCUGACCUACGGUAUCGAGUGGUCGGAGAUCCGCGACGACCCUUCCCUCGUCCAGAGGCGUCGCCAGCUGGCGAUCCAGGCUGCGCGGACGCUGCAGCAGUGCCAGAUGAUCAUCUUCAAUGAGAGGACGGAAGAGCUGCGCAGCAAGGACAUUGGUCGGAUUGCCAGCCAGUUCUAUAUCCUCCACACCAGCAUACAGGUUUUCAACAGCAUGAUGAAGGCCCAGGCCACCGAGGCCGACAUCCUCAAGAUGAUCAGCAUGAGCGGAGAAUUUGACAAUGUCCAAUCUAGGGACAGCGAAGCCAAUGAGCUGAUGCACCUCAAGAACGAUGUGGUCCCAUGUGACGUCGAGAGCAGCAUCGACACGCCCCAAGCCAAGACCAACAUACUUCUCCAGUCUUACAUCUCGAGGGAGCUGCUCGAGGACUUUGCACUGACAAACGACAUGAACUACGUGGCCCAACAGUCUGGCCGAAUCUGCCGCGCGCUCUUCAUGCUUGCGCUCAACCGGCGAUGGGGCCACCAGUGCUUGGUUCUCCUGACGCUGGCCAAGUCGAUCGAGAAGAGGAUCUGGCCCUUCCAGCACCCGCUUCACCAGUUCGACCUGACCAAGCCUGUCCUCCACCAGCUCGACACCAAGGAGCAUCUCACCAUUGAGACGAUGAAGGAGAUGGACCCUGCCGAGAUCGGGGCACUGGUGAACAACCAGAAUGCCGGCAAGAACAUUGCCAGGAUUCUCAAGCACUUCCCCACGGUUCAUGUCGAGGCCGAGAUCGCACCCCUCAACAGGGACGUCCUGCGCAUCAAACUCUUCGUGAUCCCCGACUUCGUCUGGAAGGACUUCUUCCAUGGCACCUCGGAGUCGUUCUACAUCUGGGUCGAAAAUUCAGAGACGUCGGAGAUCUACCACCACGAAUAUUUUAUCCUUAACAGGAGGAAGCUUCACGACGAUCACGAGCUCAACUUCACCAUCCCGCUCUCGGACCCCCUGCCGAAGCAGAUCUACGUCCGCGCCGUUUCGGACCGCUGGCUGGGCGCCGAGACUGUGACGCCGGUGUCGUUUCAGCACCUGAUCCGACCCGACACGGAGAGCGUCUACACGGAGCUGCUCAACCUCCAGCCGCUGCCCAUCUCGGCCCUGAAGAACCCGGGGCUCGAGGAGCUCUACGCCAGGCGAUUCCAGUUCUUCAACCCGAUGCAGACACAGAUCUUCCACACGCUGUACCACACCGCCGCCAACGUCCUGCUGGGAUCACCAACCGGUUCCGGCAAGACGGUCGCGGCUGAGCUGGCCAUGUGGUGGGCGUUCCGGGAGCGCCCCAAGUCCAAGGUUGUCUACAUUGCGCCCAUGAAGGCCCUCGUCCGCGAGCGGGUCAAGGACUGGGGUCAGAGACUGGCCGGACCCCUCGGUCUGAAGCUUGUCGAGCUUACCGGUGACAAUACACCCGACACGAGGACCAUCAAGGAUGCCGACAUCAUCAUCACCACGCCCGAGAAGUGGGACGGUAUCUCGCGUUCGUGGCAGACGAGAGGCUACGUCCGGCAGGUGAGCCUUGUCAUCAUCGACGAGAUUCAUCUGCUAGCCGGUGACCGAGGCCCUAUACUUGAGAUCAUCGUGUCGCGUAUGAACUACAUUGCUUCGUCGACCAAGAACUCCGUACGCCUGCUGGGAAUGUCCACGGCCUGCGCCAACGCGAGCGACCUGGGGAACUGGCUCGGCGUCAAGGAGGGGCUCUUCAACUUCAGGCACUCUGUGCGACCCGUACCCCUGGAGUCGUACAUUGACGGGUUCCCGGAGACGCGGGGCUUCUGCCCUCUGAUGCAGUCGAUGAACCGACCGACAUUCCUGGCCGUCAAGAACCACAGCCCCAGCAAGCCCGUCAUCGUGUUCGUACCCUCGCGUAGGCAGACACGCCUGACGGCAAAGGACCUCAUCAACUACUGCGGCAUGGAGGACAACCCGCGACGCUUCCUCCACAUGGACGAGGACGACCUGCAGCUCAACCUGGCCAGGGUCAAGGACGAUGCGCUCAAGGAGGCCAUCAACUUCGGCAUCGGGCUGCACCACGCCGGUCUCGUCGAGUCGGACCGUCAGCUGUCGGAGGAGCUCUUCCUCAACAACAAGAUCCAGAUCCUCAUCGCCACCAGCACGCUCGCGUGGGGAGUCAAUCUGCCCGCGCACCUGGUAGUGGUCAAGGGCACGCAGUUCUAUGACGCCAAGAUAGAAGGGUACAGGGACAUGGAUCUGACGGACGUCCUCCAGAUGCUGGGCCGAGCCGGCAGACCGCAGUUCGACACGUCGGGUGUGGCCCGCAUCUUCACGCAGGACUCCAAGAAGGACUUUUACAAGCACUUCCUGCACACGGGGUUCCCGGUCGAGUCGUCGCUGCACACCGUCCUCGACAACCAUCUGUGCGCCGAGGUGUCGGCCGAGACGGUGGUAACCAAGCAGGACGCGCUCGACUACCUGACGUGGACCUUCUUCUUCCGCCGGCUGCACAAGAACCCGUCGUACUACGGUCUGGAGAUCUCGGCCGAGGAUCACAGCACCAUCGUGGCGCAGCAGCAGGCCAACGAGUACAUGAUUGACAUGGUCAACAAGUCCCUGGGCGAACUGGCCGCGUCGGGCUGCGUCGAGGUAUACCCCAACGGCGACGUGGACCCGACCCCGCUCGGGAAGAUCAUGAGCUACUACUACCUGUCGCACAAGACGAUCCGACACCUGGCGAAGCACGCCAAGCCCGAGGCCACUCUGCUCGACGUGCUGUCGUGGAUGUCACGAGCGACCGAGUACGACGAGCUCCCGGUACGCCACAACGAGGACCUCAUCAACGAGACGCUGUCGGCAAGCCUGCCGCUCCCGGCCCAUUCCUUCGGCCUACCCAUGUGGGAUCCUCACGUGAAGGCCUUCCUCCUCCUGCAGGCGCACAUGUCGCGCAUCGAACUCCCGAUCACCGACUACGUGGGCGAUCAGACUAGUGUGCUCGACCAGGCAAUCCGUAUCGUACAGGCGUCUAUCGACGUCCUCACCGAGAUGGGAUACCUGUCCAGCUGCCUGCGCAUGAUCAGUCUCCUCCAGUCCAUCAAGUCAGCCCGGUGGCCUACGGACCCUCCGGCCUCCAUCCUCCCCGGCGUCGAUGCGGAGUCCAAUCCGGGCACGGAUGGCACCGCGACGAGUCUCAAGGCCAUCAGCGCCAUGUCCCCGGCGCAGAUCAGCUGGCUGGCCAAGAGCCUGGGAGUCCCCUCAUCGCAGAUUAGUCGGUUCACCCGCGCCGCAUCUAUCCUGCCGAACCUAAAGGUCUCCAUCGAUGACAGGACGACCACGUCCCUCACCGUCGGCCUACGGCGUUGCAAUCCGCUAAUCGAGCGAGAAGCACGCAUGUACACGCCCAAGUUCCCCAAACCCCAGAAUGAGGGAUGGUUUGUGCUCGUGGCCGACGCCGGCAAGGAUGAGAUCAUUGCCGUCAAGCGCGCCAUGUGGUCAACUGGUCCUGGCAACAACAGCGAGGCAAGGAAGAAGCUACAGCCUGGGGCUAGGCCGUCGGCCAGAGCUGUGAUCAAACUCCCCGAUCUGGAGGGAAGGAAGGUGGAUGUCAUCGUUGUCAGCGAUGGGUAUGUCGGACUCGAGUACCGGAUCGAGGGCGUCGAGAUACCGGCCGCGCCGACGGUGGAUGAUGAUGUAGAUAAGAAGGCCAAGCAAUGA